Messenger RNA from Myxozyma melibiosi, 531 nucleotides. Its product is annotated as subunit common to RNA polymerases I, II, and III. The transcript is spliced from 2 exons. NCBI's taxonomy places the organism in Eukaryota, Fungi, Ascomycota, Lipomycetes, Lipomycetales, Lipomycetaceae. Gene Ontology annotation, cellular component: RNA polymerase I complex; RNA polymerase II, core complex; nucleus. The coding region runs from base 1 to 531 and encodes 176 amino acids. The record is from RefSeq and is a predicted model, not a curated record. Gene Ontology annotation, molecular function: DNA binding. Gene Ontology annotation, biological process: transcription by RNA polymerase I; transcription by RNA polymerase II; tRNA transcription by RNA polymerase III.
AUGUCUGACUUUGGCGACGACGAUGGAGAGGCCUUCAACGACGGCUUUGAAAACACAUACGACGACUUUGACGAAGACGCCGCCGACUUCUCCGGCAACGAAGACGACAACCUCGACGACGACGCCCGCGUGAACGGCACCGACGCGGAUGGUUCAGCAUCUAAACAACCCACCGCCACAACCAACGGCGCCGGCAUCGACGACGACCUCGACGGCGCAAACAUCGUCGCCAUCAACCAGCAAAACCAAAGCCAGCGCAAAAAGACCAACCGCGAGCUCGCGAUCCCGAAGGACAAACGCACGACGACGCCGUACAUGACCAAGUACGAGCGGGCGCGGAUAUUAGGCACGCGUGCGUUGCAGAUUAGUAUGAAUGCGCCGGUGCUGGUCGACCUUGAGGGCGAGACCGAUCCGUUGCAGAUCGCGAUGAAGGAGUUGGCGCAGAAGAAGAUCCCGUUGAUUGUCAGACGGUAUCUGCCGGAUGGAAGUUAUGAGGAUUGGGGGAGCGAUGAGCUGAUUGUUGAGAAUUAG